AUGGGUUUCCAAGACAAACGAGUUGUGGUUGUCGGUGGCGGUCUCGGCGGCAUGGCCUUCAUGAACGCCGCCCAAUACGCCGGCGUGAAGAAUAUCCAGUGCUACGAGCAAGCCCAUCAAUUCGGUGAAGUCGGCGCCGGAGUCGACAUCUCUGCCAACGCAAACCGCAUUCUCGACGCAUUUGGCCUCAAGGAAUCUCUUCUUAGCCGCUCCUCGCCCCAGCUCCCCUACUAUAUGCAAUACCACAACUACAAGUCCGGCGAAUACCUCGGUCAUAUCGAGGAAUUCUCAGAGCCGCACGCCCGUCUCAUCCACAGAGCCCACCUCCUCGAUUCGCUCAAGGAGUCCGUCCCAGAAAACCUCCUUCACCUCCAGAAGCGUCUCGCCCGUCUCGACCGCAACACCGGCCCCGACGCAGCACCCUACACCCUGCACUUUGAGGACGGCACCACCACCGAUGCUGACAUCGUUAUCGGAUGCGAUGGUAUCAAAUCCAGAGUACGUCGCGAACUCGGCUUUGGAGACUCGCCCAAUUACUCCGGCCAGGUCGUGUACCGUGGGUUCGUCGACUACAAGGAUCUACCCGAAGAAACUGCUAAGCUGCUCCACAACGUUGUCAACUUCCGUGGACCAAAGCGUCAUAUUCUGUGCCUACCUAUCGGCAACCCUGAUACUCAGACAGACCGCAUUGGUGUUAUUGGAUUUAUGUCCGAGCCGCUCGAGUCCUGGGAUUCCGAGAACUGGAUGGCCCGCUCGGAGAUCAGUACCCUACAGGAGCACGUCAAGGACUGGUGCCCACAGGUGCAAGAUCUUAUUAAGGGUCUUGAGGCGGGAUCGCCCGAUGGCCGAAUGAUGAAGCAAGCGCUUUAUGUGCGCGAGCCAAUUGCCAAGUGGUACGAGAUGAAGGACGGGCAAAAGGAUGCGGGAAUUGUCCUCCUCGGUGAUGCUGUUCACUCGACUCUUCCCCACCAGGGCCAAGGUGUCUGUAUGGCCAUCGAGUCCGGUAUCGCACUAGCCACGAUUCUUACCCACUGGAAGAACGAUGAUCUGCAGGCUGCAUUCCAAUUUUACCAGGACCUGCGCAAGCCUCGCACGGACCGAGUGACAAAGACUAGCUUUGAAGCUGGAAAGCUUGCUAGCUCGGAUGAACCUGAUCGCAUGACUGAUAAGUUUAACCCCGAGGCGCUGAUGGAGCGUAUGAAGUGGAUUAUGGAGUAUAAUGUGCUCGAUGACUUGAAAGCCAAGGGUGCCGAGCUCAUGGACUUUAGUGAAUCGCACAUCUAA
Molecule: messenger RNA, 1284 nt
Organism: Penicillium verhagenii
Lineage: Eukaryota; Fungi; Ascomycota; Eurotiomycetes; Eurotiales; Aspergillaceae
Exons: 2
Coding region: 1-1284 (427 amino acids)
Molecular function (GO): monooxygenase activity; FAD binding
Source: RefSeq, a predicted model, not a curated record